AUUUAUGAGUCGCCUGCCAACACUCUAAAACCCAGAGUCACGGAAGCUGGAUGCAUUCUCGCGUGAUCCUGUGUCUGAAAAGAGAUUUUAACGAUGGAUUGAAGCAUCGCAGUAUAUGUUGCUUCCACUUCUUAUCGGGUCGGCUGUUCAAGUGGUGAGUAUCUCCUGCUACUGAUUGCCUUCGCUGGAGCCUCACAUGAGAAGCAAUUUUCGUGUCCACUCCUGUGGGGAGAUUAUCUUGGAGCCACGAUUGCUGAUGGGGGGAUGCAGCAGCAUUCGGAGUGCUGGUACACUGCAGAACAAUCAACAAGCUGACAUGUUCUGUGCUCGAUUGGGCCAAAUCUUAUCAUCUUUCAUGGCAGAGGAGUUGUCUGGACGCCAACAGAGAUCCAGAAAUAAGAAGAAUUGUACAGAUGAAUCAGCCUCUGUGCACGCACCUCAAAGCGGAUGAGGCAGGCAGCGAUGUGUCGUCGUCGUCGCCACUGAGACGGACUUUUGUACUUGGCAGCCGUGAGCUGUCCUUUGGCUUGUUGCGAUUGGCAGAUCCAUGGCGUCAAGAUCAUCCUACAUUAAUGUGUGAUCUUCCCUGCAGUAAAGUGGAAGACCUCUGGAAAAUAUUGAGAACUACCAUACUUGGUCUCUGGCAUCAUCCUGCAUGGGGAGGGGAUUACAUCAUUGCAAGGGGGGGAAGAAGGAAGGAGAAAGAAGCAGAGGAGGAGAAGAAGAGAAGGAAGAGGAGCACUGCAGGAUCCCUUCCCCAAAAGAAAAGACUGCAAUCAGUGAGGCAACCAUGGCAGGUCUGUGGAUGAUGCAGGUCCACAUCCAGUGAUGGUGCUCAGCUCAAAAUAUCCUCAAUGGAGUGGAUGACAUUCCAAGUGCUUCACCUACUCUGGUCAAUCCAUUGCCAACUGUUCCUUUCCACAAUAUGAUUUAUGUUGAUGCAUCUGAUCAUAUGUGAUCAAGCAUCCCUCUUACUAUGUAGCAGUAAACCUCCAUUGAUAUGGGAAAAGUGUUCUCAAGUCUCAACUACUUUCUUAAAAAAAAAAUCUCUUUUCUCUUUUUUUCUUUUUUUGUUGGUCAAAGGGAGUGAGGCCUUAAGAUGUUGCAUAUAUUAUACA
This is a messenger RNA of Musa acuminata AAA Group (dessert banana), 1118 nucleotides long. RefSeq lists its product as uncharacterized. NCBI's taxonomy places the organism in Eukaryota, Viridiplantae, Streptophyta, Magnoliopsida, Zingiberales, Musaceae. The record is from RefSeq and is a predicted model, not a curated record. The transcript is spliced from 7 exons. Bases 414 to 809 code for a protein of 131 amino acids.